UGCAACACGCACUCCGAUAGACGCGAUAGAAGCUUUGCAGCCUUGCAAGCCAUGGCAGCUUUGGCCGAGGCGCGGCCAUGGUUCAUGGCCCUCAACGAGAGUGUGCAGAGAGACCGGCAGAAGGUCCAGAUUCCAAAGGAGCAUGCCCUCAAAGAUUCGCGCCGAGCACGGCAGGCUGAACUGGAAGAGGAGGACAAAGCAGGCGCGCUGCUGGCAUUGCAGGAUGCGGCUGCGGCAGUCUCCGCAUCGAGCCAAAAGUACUGUGUCAUGACAGACUGGCAGAAGAACCAGGGUCAGGAGGCCUUCGACUCCGUGGACCGGGGGCACUGCCUGGCGUUGGGCCCGCAGCCGCAGCUGGCGGCCAAAGCCAUCCGCGCGGCGCUGAAGCUGUGAAGAUGGCCCGAAGCGCGCGAA
Effrenium voratum is the source of this 414-nucleotide messenger RNA. The record is from the annotation of a GenBank genome assembly. NCBI's taxonomy places the organism in Eukaryota, Dinophyceae, Suessiales, Symbiodiniaceae.